UCAAAUUGGUCAACCAGGUAUCAUAAUGAUUGUGCGUUACAGUUUGUUCUUUUGGAUUGUGCCCGGAACUGUUUGUUCUUCAAUCUGUACCUCUUUGUGGAUGUUACUGGACUACAACACCGCACCAUAGCCGGAAACGGGAUUUAUUUUCCUUGUUUACUCAAUCAAAACGCAACAGUUUGGGUGUUCAUUUGUUGUUUAACAUUCACGAGGCGGGAAGGUCGACGACGUAGACAAACGACAUUUUCUGCGGAUUCUAACUCCCUUUAAAACCUACUAUUUAAUUUUACGUCUUUAUGGGCUGGACUACAUCUAAUCUGUGGCGAGAAACACCCCGAAAAAUGUCUCUAAAGUCUAAAGAGUUGUUUGCUAUUUUUUGGGGAGUAACAGGAUUUUUGGCCUUGUCAUAUGCGAUAGAUUGUGGUCAACCACCCCUGUUGGAGAACAGGAUUGUAGGAGGAAUGGAUGCCUCAGACGGGGAGUGGCCCUGGCAAGUGGAUAUACAGAAAGCUGGUGUUCAUGUCUGUGGAGGCUCCAUCAUCACGGAGAACUGGAUCCUGUCGGCAGCUCACUGUUUCCCAAAUCCGUCUGACGUGAGUUCGUACAUCAUAUACACCGGCCGCUACCAGCUGAACGGCUUCAACACUCACCAGUCAGUACACCGCGUGAACUAUGUGGUGAUCCCAUCCGGAUACGUCGAGCCUCAGAGUGGUAAGGAUGUAGCUCUGGUGCGGCUGUCCAUCCCAGUGGCCUGGUCAGAUUGGAUCCGUCCCGUGUGCCUCCCUGCCUCCGGCACCUUGUUUCCAGGUGGCAUGCCAUGUUACGUCACUGGCUGGGGGAACAUCCGUACUGAAGUCCCGCUACAAGGAGCGGGGACUCUGCAGGAGGUGCAAGUGCCAAUCAUCUCGCAGGGAACAUGUCAGGAGAUGUACCAGCUGGAGCAGGUGGACAUCUUGUAUGACAUGAUCUGUGCCGGCUACCAGGAGGGCGGCAAGGACUCCUGCCAGGGUGACUCAGGAGGGCCCCUUGUCUGCCAGAUGGUGAAUGGGACCUGGGUACAAGCCGGAGUGGUGAGUUUCGGGCUGGGCUGCGCUGAAGCCAACCAACCAGGUGUGUACGCCAGACUCACCAGCUACUCUAGCUUCAUCAGAGACAACAUACCGGAGAUUCAGCUAUACGGCCGAGCUCAUCAGCACCAGCCAGGAGGGACCACCGUGGCUCUGCUUGGCUGUCUGUCCACCGUGCUGACCCUGCUUCGGCUAUAAGUAAGCUUUAACAAGUGGAUUUUAUUGAAGGAAGGUAAACCUGCGCCAAAUGAAGGGAUUCAUUUCAUUGAUACAUUCAUUGAACAUGAAGUAAUAUGCACCCAAAAAAAGUAAUAUAAUCUUAAUUUGUAGAUCUUAAAUUUGAUUUCUAAAUGUUUUUGAUACUUUUUUAUUUUAAAUGGUGACUGAACAAUAUUGUUUUGUGUAUUUCAAAUAAAUUUCUUACAAUACAGUGGGUCCUAACA
Doryrhamphus excisus (bluestripe pipefish) is the source of this 1510-nucleotide messenger RNA. RefSeq names its product serine protease 33. Gene Ontology annotation, biological process: proteolysis. Gene Ontology annotation, molecular function: serine-type endopeptidase activity. Lineage: Eukaryota; Metazoa; Chordata; Actinopteri; Syngnathiformes; Syngnathidae. The record is from RefSeq and is a predicted model, not a curated record.